AUGUCGUCGCGGUUCUUUCACGGGGGCGACUCCGAUAGUGAGAGCAGUUCUUCGGAGGAGGAAGAACUCUACAGUGAUCGCGAGGAGGAAGAGGAAGAAGAAUCCGAAGAAGAGGAGGAAGAAGAGGAGUCAGACGAAGAAUCCAGUGAGGAUGAAGGUCGUGGUACGGGUGCGAGCCGCUUCUUGAAGCCUUCAGGAGAUGCCGGCGACGAAUCCGAUGAGAGCGAAGAUGAGGAUCGUGAGAGAGUGGUCAAGAGUGCGAAGGACAAGAGAUUCGAAGAGCUAGAGAGCACGAUCAAAGCAAUCGAAAAUGCCGAGAAGAUCAAUGACUGGGCUGUCGUUUCAUCAGAAUUCGACAAAAUGAACCGACAAGUUGUCAAGGUCACUCAACAAGGCGCCACUCCGAAACUCUACAUCAAAAUGAUCGCCGACUUGGAGGACUUGAUCAACGAGACGAAUGACAAGCAGAAGUCCGGUGCGAAGAAGAUGAACCCCAUCAACGCAAAAGGUUUCAAUGCCAUGAAACAAAAGAUCCGGAAGAACAACAAAGAGUACGCAACUGAGAUUGAGAAAUAUCGAGCAAACAAGGAGGAGUUUAUGGAAUCAGACGAGGAAGAGCCCUUGGAAGUCGAACAGAGAACCCGCAAGAACAAGGUUCAAAGACUCGAUGCCAUCGAAGCUGCCAUAGACGAAGAAGGAUUUGCGACGGUCGGUAGAGGUGGCAAGGCUCUUGUCUACACGCCGGAGAGUAUUCUGAAACACCUUCGCACCAUCAUCGAGUCGAGAGGAAAGAAGAACACGGACCGGACCGAGCAAAUUCGCAUCAUGGAGCGAUUGUUGGAUGUUGCUAGCACACCAUAUCAGCGCAUACGGGUGCUCCUGACUCUGAUUUCCACGAGGUUCGAUGUCACCACAUCCUCAGUCCAAGCCUACAUGUCACAAGAGUCAUGGCGAGCCGCAGAACGCGAAUUCUCCACUUUGCUGCAGACCCUGGAAGAUGAACCACAGUACAUGGUGACUGAGGUAGCCGAAGAAUGGGAAGAUGACGAGAAACAACCCAAUCCUGCCGCAGGCGAGAUUUUCAAGAUCCCCGGCAGUAUCGUAUCCCUUUUGGAGCGAUUGGACGACGAAUUAACACGCUCUCUCCAACAGACCGACCCUCACACGGCCGAAUACAUCGAGAGAUUGAGCGACGAGCAGCUUCUGUACACCGACAUUGUACGUACCCUCAUUUACAUCGAAACCAUCAACAAGAAACUGGAGAAGUCCGAGAACAAGCAAGACAAUAUCAAUCGCACCACCAUUCGACGGCUAGAGCACAUCUACUUUAAACCCACUCAGGUGGUCAAGAUCCUAGAGGAAAAGACCUGGGCUGCCAUUCCAUCUGCCUUAAACUCGGAGCUCACGCCACGUGGCCAAUUCACCGAAGUGGCCACGCUUGUGAGGACGCUCUGUAACCAUCUCUUCGAGCACAGCGAGGGUAUUAUUCGUGCGCGUGCCAUGCUCUGCGAGAUCUACUUCUUGGCCCUACAGGAUGACUACUACCGCGCCCGUGAUCUUGCCCUCAUGAGUCACUUGACCGAGAACAUCUCAUCGUUCGACGUCUCAACGCAGAUCCUCUUCAACCGUACUCUGGUGCAGAUCGGUCUUUGCGCUUUCCGUGCAGGUCUAUGCUACGAAGCGCAAGGCGUGCUACAGGAGAUCUGCGGUUCUGGACGGCAAAAGGAACUCCUCGCUCAGGGUGUCAUUAUGCAACGAUAUUUGACCGUUACACCUGAGCAAGAACGUCUGGAGCGGCAACGUCAACUUCCCUUCCACAUGCAUAUCAACCUGGAGUUGCUCGAAUGUGUGUACCUGACCUGCAGCAUGCUGUUGGAAAUUCCGUUGCUGGCCCAAACCGGCUCAUCACCGGACGUCCGCAAGCGCGUCAUCUCCAAGACUUUCCGCCGCAUGCUCGAGUACACGGAGCGACAAGUAUUCCAGGGCCCGCCAGAAAACACGCGGGACCAUGUCAUGCAAGCAGCCAAGGCUCUUGCUCAGGGCGACUGGAAGAAGUGUCAAGACCUGAUCAGCAAAAUUGGCAUUUGGGAUCUCCUUGGCCUCGAGAACAAGGAAAAGGUCAAGAAGAUGCUGGCAGAACAGAUCCAGGAAGAAGGUCUCCGGACGUAUUUGUUCACUUACGCUCCGUACUAUGACACUCUGUCCAUCACGACUCUGUCAGGCAUGUUCGAACUUGAUCCGAAGAAGAUUGCGGCCGUGGUGUCCAAGAUGAUUUCCCACGAAGAGCUUGCCGCUGCUCUUGACCAAGUCAACGAUGCCAUUGUCUUCCGAAAGGGCGUGGAGCUUUCUCGCCUGCAGAGUCAAGUCAUCACGCUCAGCGAAAAGGCGAUGGGUAUCUUGGAGUCGAACGAGAAGGUGCUAGAAACGAGGACCGCGGGCAUGGUCAACGCGUUCUCUGCUCAAGGACAGAGGGGAGCUGGUAGGGGUGGCAGAACCGGAGGUAGGACCGGGUUGCCCGGUCUACCGAGACAGGGACAACAAGGAGCGAGGAGACCUGGUGGGCAGCAAUUCAGUGGAGGAGCGCUGGGAGGAGCGAUUAAGGCUUGA
Fonsecaea nubica is the source of this 2607-nucleotide messenger RNA. RefSeq names its product eukaryotic translation initiation factor 3 subunit C. Lineage: Eukaryota; Fungi; Ascomycota; Eurotiomycetes; Chaetothyriales; Herpotrichiellaceae. Gene Ontology annotation, molecular function: RNA binding; translation initiation factor binding; translation initiation factor activity. Gene Ontology annotation, cellular component: eukaryotic translation initiation factor 3 complex. The record is from RefSeq and is a predicted model, not a curated record. Gene Ontology annotation, biological process: translational initiation. The transcript has 2 exons. Bases 1 to 2607 code for a protein of 868 amino acids.